Molecule: messenger RNA, 894 nt
Organism: Symbiodinium necroappetens
Lineage: Eukaryota; Dinophyceae; Suessiales; Symbiodiniaceae
Source: the annotation of a GenBank genome assembly
AUGAUGUUUCGAGGCAAGGUGUCCGGCAGUGCCUAUGCCUUUGACGUUACAGAGCGGGAGCAUGAGUACCUGGUGCAGCGACUAAACCAGCAGGAUUUGGAUCGCAACCUCUGUGUGUCUACAAGCAGCCUCUUCAAGUGGAUGCAAGCUGCUCGCAUGGAGCUCGCAUGGCUGCAAGCUGGCUAUAAAAAUCUAUCCCACGUAGAGCCACAGCUACCGCGACGGCUCUUGGUGGCCUCUCAAGGGCUUCGAAUCAUCCGGCCCGCAGCGCUGUCUGAGGGACUUCACCGGUCGGUCCUUACCCGUGUCAGUAUCGGCAAGGUGGGCAAGACUUCAAUGGAGUUCCGCUACGAGAUUUUUUUCGAGGCCGACAAGGUCGCAGAUGGUUGCACUGUAAUGAUUUUCGCAACGGGGCCUCCGGGGAGUUUCACUCCAACUCCUGUUCCGGAGGAUCUGAAAGCCUUGGCGGCUGAGGGACUCGAUGCAUCUCCUGCAGAGCUAUCUCGCUCCGUUCCGGACCAGGUGCCUGCGAACGCCUACCGGACCAGGGCUUCGGUGCGCUUCUCGGACGAGGACCUGAACAAGCACGCCAACCACUCGGCUCAGGCGCGCUUCUUCGAGGAUGCCCGGGAAGAGCUGAUCUCAGAUACCAAGGCACCACCGGAGCUGCGAAGACUCGCAUCCGGUCACACCGAGGCCCUGGCCAUCACUUACCUGGCCGAGGCGCAUGCGCUGGAUGAGCUCGGGAUCUUUCUGGCCCCCAGCAAGGAGCCACUUGCCCUGGAUGUUUGGGUUCAGCGGACGCAGCCCGACCCCCGGCUCCUGGCAAAAGGACGGAUCCGUGUGGCCAGCGAGCGCUCCAGGGCCACCGAUUCUUUCACUGCACGCCUCUAA